AGAAGCAGACGUCCAAGCCCCUUCUCUCCACAAAAGCCCGCGAACCCAACCACUCUGGGCGGCCGCCUCAGCCCGAGCGCCAAAAAUGGCGGCAACUGCCAUCUCUUCUUCUCUCCUUUUGCUCAUCAUGGUAUCCUUCUACUCUGAAGCCGCAUCCCAGCCGGCAACAACUGACGGAGAAAGGCAGAUUCUCCUCCAGAUCAAGAAGGACUGGAGAAAUCCCUCGGCUCUCGAGUCUUGGAACAACUCCACCUCCGCCAACCACUGCACCUGGACCGGAAUCGGAUGCUCCGCUAAUGGCUCUGUCACCAAUAUCACACUCGUCAGCCAAAACAUCAGCCAACCUAUCCCCGCCACCAUCUGCGAGCUGAGAAGUCUCUCCUUUCUCGACCUCAGUUCCAACUACAUCACCACCUCCUUUCCCAAGUCCCUCUACAACUGCUCCAAACUCCAGUACCUCGACCUCUCCCAAAACUACUUCGUCGGCGUCAUCCCCUCCGAUAUCUACCGUCUCUCUCCCCGUCUCACCACCCUCAUCCUCUCCGCCAAUAACCUCACAGGAGACAUUCCCCGCUCCAUCGGCCGGCUCCCGGCGAUGAUCGAAUAUCUCGCUCUCAAUAACAACCUCUUCAAUGUGUCCUUCCCAGCUGAGCUCGGCAACCUCUCAAACCUCCAGACCCUAUGGCUUGCAUAUAAUCCCUUCGCGCCGACAACGAUCCCUCCAACUUUCCGCAGAUUGACCAAGCUGAGCUACUUGUGGAUGACCCAGACUAACUUGAAGAGCGAGAUCCCUGAGUUCAUCGGAGAAUUGACGCAGAUGUACCAAUUGGACCUAUCGGAGAACUCCCUCAGUGGAAGCAUACCCGCCGGAAUCUGGAAUUUAAAGAACUUGCAGUUCCUAUAUUUGUAUAAAAACAAUCUUGCUGGAGAGAUCAAGAUCGAUGGAGCGAUCGGUGCGUUAGAACUGGAAGGGCUGGACGUCUCCAUGAAUCAAUUGAAUGGAUCCAUCCCGGAGGAAUUCGGCAAGCUUCGGAAACUCUCCGUCCUCUUGAUGUACUACAACCGGUUUUCCGGCGAGAUCCCUCCGAGCAUCGGCCUCCUCCCGGCGCUGACCGACCUCCGGCUCUUCAACAACAGUCUCACCGGGGUUCUACCGCCACAACUGGGGAAAUACUGCCCGCUGUGGAAUGUUGAGGUCGAUGACAACAUGAUCUCCGGUAAGCUGCCGGAGAAUCUCUGCGCCGGUGGAGCUCUGUCCUCGAUCAUCGUAUCUGACAACAACCUCACUGGCAACCUGCCGGCGUCUCUCGGCAACUGCUCCACCCUCAGCAACAUCAUGAUCCAAAGAAACAGAUUCUCCGGCGACUUCCCCGCGGGGAUCUGGUCCUCGGCGGUUAACCUCACGACGGUGGUCAUGCACGACAACGCCCUCUCCGGCACCUUGCCGGACAAGCUGCCAUGGAAUCUCACCCGGCUGGAGAUGGGGAACAACCGAUUCUCCGGCAAUCUCCCGUCGUCGGCGGGGAAUAUUUUGGUCUUCUUGGCGGACAACAACUCGUUCUCCGGCGAGAUCCCGACGAGCAUGACCGGACUCUCCCAGCUCCAGACUCUAUCACUCGGAGGGAACGAGAUCUCCGGUGAGAUCCCGCCGGCGAUAUCGACGCUGAAAGCGCUCACCGCGCUCAAUCUCAGCCACAACCAGCUCACCGGGGAAAUCCCCGCAUCGAUCGGGUCGCUGCCGGUGCUGGACACCCUCGACCUCUCGGCAAACCAGCUCUCCGGCGUGAUUCCGACGGCGAUCGGUAACCUCAGGCUCAACGCUCUCAAUCUCUCCUCCAACCAACUCUCCGGCGAGAUCCCGAUUUCGCUCCAGAACCCAGCAUACGAUCAGAGCUUCCUCUCCAAUCCGCGACUUUGCGCAUCUGACCUGCUCCUGAACGUCCGAUCCUGCAAACAAGGAUCGCGCGGGUCAAAUGGGUUGUCCCGAGGUGUGCAGAUCAUGUUCAUCGUCCUCGGUAUACUAAUCUUCGUGAUCGCUGCCGGUUUCGGCAUGCUCCUGAUCUGGGACCGCCGGUGGAGAAAAGAUGGCGACGAUCUUGCCAAGUGGAAGCUGACCUCUUUCCAGUCGUUGGAUUUCACGGAAUCCACCAUCCUCCGAGGGAUGACGGAGGAUAACCUCAUCGGGAGCGGCGGGUCUGGAAAGGUUUACAAGAUCCACCUCGGAAAUCGUGCAAGAGAGAUCGUGGCCGUUAAAAAGAUCUGGAACAGCAGAAAAUUGGAGUCCAAAUUGGAAAAGGAGUUUCAAUCAGAGGUCGAGAUCUUGAGUUCGAUCAGGCAUACAAACAUCGUCAAGCUGCUCUGCUGCAUCUCGAGCGUUGAUUCGAAGCUCUUGGUGUACGAGUACAUGGGGAAUGGUAGCUUGGAUCGGUGGCUCCACAUGAAGCGGGGGGUGGAGGCUGCGUCGAUAGUCCGAGGUGGAUUAGAGAGUCGUCCACGACCGUUGGAUUGGCCAGCUAGGCUAAGGAUUGCUGUUGGGGCAGCACAGGGAUUGUGCUACAUGCAUCAUGAUUGCUCGCCCCCGAUAGUACAUCGGGAUGUGAAGUGCAGCAACAUAUUAUUGGAUUCGGAGUGCAGAGCUCGGAUUGCCGAUUUUGGUCUGGCCCGGAUGGUGGCCGAGUCUGGCGAGCUCGACACAACAUCGGCCAUAGCAGGUUCUUUUGGAUACAUGGCUCCAGAGUGUGCAUACUCAAGAAAAGUGAAUGAAAAGGUAGAUGUGUAUAGCUUUGGAGUGGUUCUUCUGGAGCUAACCACCGGAAGAGAAGCAAAUGAUGGAGGAGAACAUGGUAGCUUAGCAGAAUGGAUUUGGCGCCACGUCCAAGAUGGUAAUAGGUUGAUGGAUGUCAUAGACCGGGAUAUAAGAGACCCAUCGUAUGUGGAUGAGGUCGCCGCAGUCCUUAAGCUUGGUAUCAUUUGCACGGGCACGUUGCCUUCCACGAGACCAACAAUGAAGGAGGUGCUGGAGAUAUUACACAGGUAUCAAAGAAUGCAUGGACUUGGGGAUAAACCCCUAGUUGAGUACGAUGGAGCUCCCCUUCUACAAAUCAAAAGGGGCGGUAGAAGUAAAAGGCCCUCCGAUGGAGACGAGGAUAAUGAUGAUGGUAGCUUGGCAUGCAAUGUGUGAAGUGAGGAAAUUAGGGAUGGAGUUGCAUUUAUGGGGCAUUCGCCGGCAUGAUUUCAACAGUGAGAUAAGUUGAUAACCUUCAGCAUACACUUCACACCAUCAAAUUAAGUGAAACUCGUAGUAGAGAGGUCCUUUGGAUGCCUUGAGAACUAGUGAUACAUGAAUGAACACAGUUAGGGUACAGUGUUUUAAAUUUAUAUGCUCGCACAACAAAAUAUCUACUAUAAUUGUUAUCUAAAAAAAAGUAAAACUCUUGGUGUACUUUCUUAAAUCAUGCAGGAUAAUAGAGCUUCACAGUUCAUAGAUAUAUGUAAACACAUAUUUCAAUUACUCGAGUGAGAUGGCUUUAGAAUUAUUGUUCUAUUAUAUUUUUCACUUUUAAGUAGAAACUCUUCACAUAUGUAAUAUUUAUUUGAGAAAUGCAAAUCAGAUCUUAUUCUUA
Messenger RNA from Phoenix dactylifera (date palm), 3623 nucleotides. RefSeq lists its product as uncharacterized. Lineage: Eukaryota; Viridiplantae; Streptophyta; Magnoliopsida; Arecales; Arecaceae. Gene Ontology annotation, biological process: protein phosphorylation. Gene Ontology annotation, molecular function: receptor serine/threonine kinase binding; protein kinase activity; ATP binding. The record is from RefSeq and is a predicted model, not a curated record.